Messenger RNA from Myotis daubentonii (Daubenton's bat), 986 nucleotides. Its product is annotated as dehydrogenase/reductase SDR family member 4. Gene Ontology annotation, cellular component: peroxisome. The record is from RefSeq and is a predicted model, not a curated record. Gene Ontology annotation, biological process: retinal metabolic process. NCBI's taxonomy places the organism in Eukaryota, Metazoa, Chordata, Mammalia, Chiroptera, Vespertilionidae. Gene Ontology annotation, molecular function: carbonyl reductase (NADPH) activity.
CACCACGGGGCGCGGAGCCUUGCACAACCGAUCGGCGCCAUGCAUAAGGCGGGGCUGCUGCUGGGCGCCUGUGUCCGGUCUUGGAAGUCGGUGCGGAUGGCUAGCUCCGGGGUGGCGCGCCGGGACCCGCUCGCGAAUAAGGUGGCCCUAGUAACGGCCUCCACCGACGGGAUCGGCUUGGCGAUCGCCCGGCGUCUGGCCCAGGACGGGGCCCACGUGGUGGUCAGCAGCCGGAAGCAGCAGAACGUGGACCGGGCAGUGGCAGCGCUGCAGGGGGAGGGGCUGAGCGUGACGGGCACCGUGUGCCAUGUGGGGAAGGCUGAGGACCGGGAGCGGCUGGUGACCACGGCCGUGAAGCUUCACGGGGGCAUCGACAUCCUGGUCUCCAACGCUGCCGUCAACCCUUUCUUUGGAAACCUCAUGGACGUCACCGAGGAGGUGUGGGACAAGAUUCUGGACAUUAAUGUGAAGGCCACAGCCCUGAUGACAAAGGCAGUGGUGCCAGAGAUGGAGAAACGAGGAGGCGGCUCAGUGGUGAUUGUGGCCUCCAUAGCAGCCUACACCCCGUUUCCUGGCCUGGGCGCUUACAAUGUCAGUAAAACAGCCUUGCUGGGUCUCGGCAAGAACCUGGCCAUAGAACUGGCCCACAGUAACAUAAGGGUGAACUGCCUGGCGCCCGGAAUCAUCAAGACUAACUUCAGCCAAGUGUUGUGGAUGGACAAGGCAAGAGAGGAGACCUUAAAAGAAGCCCUGCGGAUAAGAAGGUUAGGCACGCCAGAAGACUGUGCAGGCAUUGUGUCUUUCCUGUGCUCUGAAGAUGCCAGCUACAUCACUGGGGAAACAGUGACCGUGGCUGGAGGGGCCCCCUCCCGCCUCUGAGUACCUGGAGAGAGGCUACCAGGGCAGAGGUUGGGCUUCAGCCCCCAUCGGGUUCCAGCACUAAUCUACCAGCCGUUACCACCUCUAUCACACCGCUCACCAUUCCC